AUGGGUGGCCAAUCGAAGAAAUCCGUGGCUGUUAUUGGCUCUGGAAUGGCUGGCCUGGUAUCUGCAUACUUGUUACAGAGAGACCGCGAACAACGAUAUACGGUUGAGGUUUUCGAGAUGCAAGACCAAUUAUCGUUAGACUCUGCGUCUUACACUGUACCACCAGGGGAUGAUGACGAUGAUGAUAACUCGCCACCGUGCCGCAUUGAUAUCCCAAUGCGCGCCCUCGACAACGGAUUCCACAAUAAUCUAAAGCGCAUGUAUGACUAUCUAGAUAUCAAGUACAGCUCUCCCAAGUUCAUAUACCCACUAUCGUCCAUUUCCACGGACCGGGGAGCCAAAAAGUCGCCCUACUAUAUACACUCAUCAAGCAACCACAUGGUACCCCCGUUACGGCCGGAAGGCCGUGGUUACGUGACUUGGAUACUGCAAAUGGUAUUCUUAGCCGUGUGUUACUUCUGGUUCACGACAUGUUGCUUUUUCGUCCGGCCCAAACCCGCUACCAAGUCCCGUGAGGACGAGUCGUUCAGACAGUACCUGGAGCGAAUCAGGUUGCCGCGGAGUUUCAUCAGGAAUUAUCUAUUACCGCUCAUGUCGAGUAUCACGACCUGUCCGCAUGAUGCGCUGCUUGAUUUCCCCGCCAUUGACUGCACGGAAUACGCAAGGAGGACGUAUCGUCAGCCCCACUUCACUGUCGACGGGGGUGUCCAAAACGUUCAAACAACGAUCACAAAAGGACAGACCAUCCGACUCGGCGCCACUGUCACUGCGGUUGAAACCAUCGGCGCGAAAGUCCGCGUCACUUGGACCGAUUCAAGCACCAAAGAUAGCCGUUCGAGCGACUUUGACCAUGUCAUCAUGGCAGUCACGCCUAACGUGAUCAGCGCCAUAUACAAGCCCCUGCAGGACACUCUGGACUCGAUCCCCGUUACUUCUGGAGAAUCCGUCGUCCACCGCGACCUAUCAACCAUCCCGAAAUGCGAUCGCGUGCUCAAGAAGAUAGCCAAGCAAUCGCAUCCCGAGUCCUCAACCAAGCAACCCCAGCUCCUGCAUAUCUGCUCGAACGAUUCGUCGACGGAAUCGACACACACAUAUUCUUCUUCUAUUCUAGUAACGAAUUUUCCGAUUACCCCUAUAGACCCGUCGAAGGUUAUCCACCGCGCGCGGUUAGCUAGAGUCUUGCGGACUCCCGGAAGCCGGAAGAUCGUCAAUCGGAUAUUUGACAUCGGUGCCUCCAAGAAGGACGACGAGCGGGUUUGGCGCAAUGGAGAUGGGAAUGUUUGGCUUGCGGGCGCUUGGUGCUGGGAUGGGAUGGUGCUGCUGGAGGGUUGCGUCGUGUCUGCUAUGAGGGUCGCUACGAGCUUAGGUGUGGAAGUGCCCUGGACGGCGGAGGAAUAG
Molecule: messenger RNA, 1398 nt
Organism: Aspergillus campestris IBT 28561
Lineage: Eukaryota; Fungi; Ascomycota; Eurotiomycetes; Eurotiales; Aspergillaceae
Exons: 2
Coding region: 1-1398 (465 amino acids)
Molecular function (GO): oxidoreductase activity
Source: RefSeq, a predicted model, not a curated record